This is a messenger RNA of Podarcis raffonei (Aeolian wall lizard), 7130 nucleotides long. RefSeq names its product zinc finger protein 516 (gene ZNF516). The transcript has 5 exons. Gene Ontology annotation, biological process: regulation of DNA-templated transcription. Gene Ontology annotation, molecular function: DNA-binding transcription factor activity, RNA polymerase II-specific; RNA polymerase II cis-regulatory region sequence-specific DNA binding. NCBI's taxonomy places the organism in Eukaryota, Metazoa, Chordata, Lepidosauria, Squamata, Lacertidae. Bases 553 to 4233 code for a protein of 1226 amino acids. The record is from RefSeq and is a predicted model, not a curated record. Gene Ontology annotation, cellular component: nucleus.
GAAAGAGGGUACUGGGGAAACUGGGUGGUGGUGGUUUCCCAAACAGGAGAUCCUCGCUCGAGUCUGGAAAGAGAUGAAACUUUAGCAACCCAGAUGUAUUUCUUGGGCGUGAGAUGAAGGCAAGCGCAGGUCUGCAUAACAAAGGGAGACGGAUGGAUCGCGGAUUGCAGAUCUUAAAUGAACUCUCAUUCUUGUUCUGGGCUUUUUCAGAGAAGUGGGUGGCUGGGAAUCCAAAGCCCGUGCGUAUUGACUCAAAUAUGCAUUCGUUCAUUGAAAUGGGAGAGACUAGUCGCUGUUGUUGUUGUUGUUGUUAUGUCAUGUUGCAUCUUAAUCACUGGGGAGAGAGGUCUGCACAGAGUGUUCUCCGGAGUUCUAAGGCCUUAACAACUUACAAAGGAGUUGAAAAGUUGACAUCAGGCCUUACAUUGUUGUCCUGCUUGCUAUUUGACUCAAGAAACACCAAUGAAUGUUUAUAUCCCAAAUGCUUUUAAGCAGCUGGAAGAAAACCCAAAUACGAGAAUGAAGAGAUAAAGGUUCCAUCAGCAGGAAUGCAUGAUUGAAAAAACAACCCAGUUUCCCAGCCCGGAACAGGGUUCUGCCCUUUUGACUGAUGCUUCUGCGGUGCAGAUGGAUUGUAGCAUAAGCGCAAACAUGGAAUUACGAAGAGCCUCCAGUCCUCACAAGAUGAACAAGAGUGAUAUGAAUGCAAACAAGUCUGUGCUGCACAGCUGCUGCAUCUGUGGCAAAAGUUUUCCUUUCCAGAGCUCACUCUCGCAGCACAUGAGGAAGCACACAGGGGAGAAGCCAUACAAGUGUCCUUAUUGUGACCACAGAGCUUCCCAAAAGGGCAACUUGAAGAUUCACAUCCGGAGUCACAGGACAGGCACUAUUAGUCAGGGGAAUGAAGUGGAGAUGGGAGGAGAAGCACAGCUCAGUGAGAUGAGAGUAUCCGAAGGCCUUGAUGGUUGCACUAGCCCUACCAAAAGCACCUCUGCCUGCAACAAGAUAUUGAACGGAGCAGCUCCCAAAGAAGAAGGCAAGAUCUUGCUCAGGAGCAGCAGGAAGGAGUCCUCAGAAGAAGCACCAGUCGGAGAAGACGUUAAGUUAUGUACUUUUCCAUGUACCUUCUGCAAAAACAAGUUUGAAGGUAAGAAAGAGUUGGAGCAGCACAUACACCAGGUCCACAAACCUUUCAAAUGCAGGCUGUGCAACUACAUGACGUUAAGAGAGGAGACUCUGCUAAACCACAUAGAAAGAGACCACAUCACCACUCAGAUUCCAAACGGGGAAACGUACAAUGCCGAGAACUGCAAGGCUGAGUCGAGUGCUGGAGAGUUUCCUUGCGAAGUCUGUGGGCAGGCUUUUAGUCAAACCUGGUUCCUCAAAGCUCACAUGAAAAAGCAUAGAGGGUCGUUUGACCACGGAUGCCACAUCUGUGGCAGGAAAUUUAAAGAGCCCUGGUUUCUCAAAAACCACAUGAAAUCCCAUGGCCCAAAAUCUGGGAGCAAAAACAAGCCAAAAAAUGAUUCGGAGCCUAUAGCCACUAUUAAUGAUGUCGUUCAAGAAGAGAUGAUUGUGACUGGUUUGUCCCUGUAUGAAAUUUGUACAAAGUGUGGAAACCUGUUUACAAAUAUGGAAAGCCUAAAAGCACACAAUUCUGUACAUUGCAAGUCUCAAGGAGCCCGCAGUGAACAUAGAGUUGAUAGGCUAGUUGACGGGGACCCCCCUGUUGCAAAGCAGUUUUUCUUCCAGUAUCUGAAACUAAGGCCAUCUGUAGGGACUGAUGGCACUCCAAGGGGCCAUUCAGGAAAAAGAGUAGCUGAGCUGGAUCCAGUCAACAGUUACCAGGCCUGGCAUCUGGCUACCAAAGGAAAAGUUGCAGAGCCUUCUGAGUACGUGAAGUAUUUAGGAUGGGACGAAGUCCUGGCGGAUGCUGACGUCACUUACGACAGGGACAAAAGGGAAUAUAUUCUCGUCAGCCAAGAGAAGCGCAAACAAGAGCAGGACUCCUCCAGCUCGUCCAGCAAUCCGAAAAAGAAGAAUUGUACUAGUGGGCGUUCGGAAAAAAGCAGCCAUGUGCAGUCGGGAGACAGCUGCAUGCUUAGCCAAGAAGACCUGGAGUAUAGGCCGUCCUCGCGCCAGAGCAGAAGGGUGUCUCAGAACAAGUCCACAGAGUGCUUUGAGUGUGGCAAGAUCUUCCGCACCUAUCACCAAAUGGUACUUCAUUCCCGUGUGCACAGGAAAGACCGCAGAAGCUACAGUGAAGGGGUGGCGGCUGCUCAGCAAGAUCGGUAUAGAUCAAAUAGUGAGGAUGGCGACUCUGGGUCUGCCAGUGGACCGAGCACCCCAAGUUCUGCUUCUGGCCCAGAUGAUUCAGUCACCUCUGGAGUGGGUGAGGAGGGGCCCGAGGAUAGUUCAGAAGAAGGAACACAAGAGCCACCCCCACGUAAAAAGCCGUACCUCUGCAGUUUUUCUGAAGAAGCACCUCUGGCAACCCUACAGUUCAACCAUGGGAGAAACAUUACAAGAGAAAACAACGCCACUGAAUCUAAAACAGAGCUGUCUUUGGUGGCAUCUAUACCAGAAAACAAGACCAGAGAACCCUUUCCAAAAUAUGUGGAUUGCAAAAUUUCCCUGGAUUUAAAGAAAUCGGCAUUUCAGCAAAGCCACAAUUUCCCUUGCUCCAGUAGGACUGUUGACUUUGCUUCUAGACUCUGUCCAACGUAUUCUGAUGUGAGACUAGAUUUGCAAACCCCGAUGGGCAAGGGCUCUAAGGAGAAUCCUCCUGAUAUGUGUGAAGACUCUGUGUUAAUUGACAGUGCAGAUUUCCCAGAGAAGAUUCCAUUAGAUCUAAGUGAGAAGUCAAGCAGGGCUGAUUCAUGCAAUACGAGUUUUACCUCAACCUUACAGGCUGCUUUGAUUGUCCACCCGUGCCCUUACUGCAGUCAUAAGACCUAUUACCCAGAAGUCCUGUGGAUGCACAAAAGAAUUUGUCACAAGGUCAGCUGUAACUCUGUGGCUCCCCCUUGGGUUCUUCAAAAUGGAUUCAAGAGUAUAAAACACAACGCCGUUUUCAUGGCACGAAGUGGCCGCACCGGACCCCCUCCUGCUCUUGGUGGUAAAGAAUGCCAGCCUUUGCCUGUCAGCAGAUUCACACGCCUUCAGGUGCCAAGUGGGUUGCCGGGAUCUAAAAAUAAUUCUUCUGGUUCUGCUAUGACUGCUAAGCCCGGGACUAUGCAGAAGGAUGCGCCACUGCCCACUGGCAGCUAUGGUCCACGGUCAUCAGGCACUGAUGGGUACAGGCAGCCCAAACUGAACCACACCCACGAGCAAAACAGCACAGUAUCCCAACAGCCCCAACUGAAAGCAAAAUACGAAGCAAACUCCAAGUUGCUGCAGGCAAGGAGCUUUGGUGUAAGUUUGGCACCUUCCCCGGUGAUUGUCUCUAAACCCAACUCACAGCCCUCCAACAGCAAACUUGCCGAGAAGUAUACCGUUCCCCAAGUCAGUGCUGGGUUUGUCCCUUUAAGCAAGCAUUGUGCUUCAGAACCAGGGAAGGCCAAAUUUUACUCUCCGCCUCAGUACCUCCCCCCGUGUAAAGCUGAGCCAUACCUUGUGCAAGAAGACCCACCUGUGCCUCAGCAAGAUCCGAACACCAAGAAAGAGAACGAGGGGAGGGCUCUGGUCAAUUGUACAGCAGGGUCCAGAGCAAGUCCUCUCAUGCUGCCCCAGCCUAACACAGCAGGGCCUCUCCCACCUGUACAUUCCACCAAACAGGAGCCACCGUCGGAAGGACACGAGAAGUGCUUGGACAUUUUGAACAUCUUUAAGACCUCCAUUCCCAAGGAUCUCGCCACUCUCUACCAAACAUGGGGUGCCAAUAGCCCUGUAGUGGACCAUGCUGGGAUGCUUAGGACACAAACACGCCAAGGAGACUAUCUCUGCGUAGAGUGUGGAAAGGGUUUCACCCAACCAAGCCACCUCAGAACUCACAUGAGGUCUCACACAGGCGAGAGACCCUUCCAGUGCAGAUAUUGUCCAUACAGUGCCUCUCAGAAAGGGAACCUAAAGACGCAUGUCCAAUGUGUACAUCGGGUUCCUUUUGACAACAGCCAGUACCUUGAUCGACGGUUCCUUCUGCCUCCAAAUAAUUAUUCUCACAACCCUAUGGAAGAACAGCUGGAAAACCUCCUUGCAAAGCAUCCGGUCCCAGGAGCAACUGUGUUACAAUGAAAUCUGUGCUCUGUGCUUUGCUGGAAAGCGAUGCCUCUGAACUGUUAAUCAUUUUUAAAAUAAAUGAAGAAGCUGCAGAAGAUAUAUACAAAUUGACAUACUAAUCAGUCCCCACAGCUCCUUAUUUCCUUUAUAACAAACAGUGGCGUUGGCAAGCUUUCUGGUGGCGCAAGGCAUCUAUAUUAAUCAAGAUAACUUUUUUUAGACACUGGAAAAAUUAAACUUUAUAUGAUUUGGAGGGCAGCACUGCAACAAAAUCCUCUCUCAUGGUUGCUUGAAUCUUUAAAACACACACACACACACACACACACACACACACGGAUUUGGGAAUGUGGGAUGGAGUGAUUAAUGAAACUGCCAUUAGCUGUCAUGCUGGGGGGGGGGAACACAACUUUUCCCCUUCCCCCCAAAAGGAAGAAAAUAAAAUGGAGGAGUCAUUCAGUGCUGUGAAAGCCAGGCUUGAUGAAGGACGGAAGGGACUAAAGAGAAAGACCAUCAUUCUGCAGUGAGGUUGUUUCAUGAUAGUUUGGGGACCACUUGCAUUUCCAGUGGGCUUAUCCUUGACUGCACACCAUUAAUAGUAUGUGAAUAUGGAAAUUGAAACACUUCUUAAAAAUGCUUCUCUUUUCACUUCAGAAAGAAAAGAAAAUGGCUAGUCAAACACUAAAAAGGAGAGGAAGAAGAAAAACAGGCUUCUGUGUUUUUUUUUUUUUACUCUCAGGGCCUUUCUAAUUGUUUGUUUAUCCUGCUCUUUCUUUCAGUGCUACUUUCUGUGACCUGAUCACAAAGGAAAUGUGCAUGCUUUUAAAAAAUAAAAUUAAAAGGAGUGGGGGGGAUGAAUCAGCUGUUUAAAGCUGCUGAUUUGUAUGCUUUUAUUGAAAGAAAGAAAGAAAGAAAGAAAGAAAGAAAGAAAGAAAGAAAAGAGUUCAGGCAGACCUAGGCCCUUAGGGUACUUUAUGUGCCUGUAUUUCUGUGCAGCAAGCCAGUUACCCUUUCUGGGCCCUUGUGACAUUUUGAAGAGAGAGAGAAAAAAGAUGAAUAGCUUCUUUCGUGGUGACAGGUCAGUGUUCAUCUAAUGUGUCAUGUCUUGUACUUGGUAAUCACUGGGGUAAGGGGGAGAGAAAGGAAGCUUUAUAUACCUCUUCUACAGUAGUUCUUUUCAAUGCAGGUUUUCAAGGUAAGGGUGCGGUUGCAGGUUGUUAACCAUCCAGUGUCUGCAAUUCAUUUUUAAAUAAAUAAAUAAAUCCCACAGGUAUAAAUAUUUUUCUUUCCCUUCAUUGCUAUGGCACUGUGUGUGAUGGUAAUAAUUCAGAUUUUCAGAUUUUGCACGUAUAAUUUUAUGCAUCAUCAUCAUAAAAAUGCUGCCUUGAAAAAAAUAUUCUGUGAAAAACUUUUUGCAAAAAAAAGAAGCUUUACUAGGUUUUUUUAAAUUGUAACAUUUUUGUAAAGGCAGAAAAAGGAUUUUUUUAAAAAAACUAGCAUGCUAAAUAUAUUUUUCAAAAAAAGCAAUAAUUUUACAUGUACAGAAAUGGCGCUAACUUUUUAAUACUGAUCGAGAGCAACCGUUUACUUUCUACAAAUAAUGGGAUAGUGCUGUCUUUGAAGUAAAUAGGCUUCUUACACAAAGAAUUUUAAAUGUGUACUUUUUCUGUGCUAAUUUUGUUUUUGUCUCUCUUUGAUUUGGGUUUCUACUUAAUUGCAGAUUACUUGACCGUUCUUGCUUUACAGUUGCUGACGAUAAUGCAAUUGAAACGUUUGUAUGCAAUUUGCUGGUUUGGGAUUUUUGUUUGAUUCCUCAUACACCAACUGUAUGCCUGCUGUAAUCCUGGUAUAGCUAAGAAUAUCUGUGCAAAUGCCUAUAUAAGUGAUUGUAAUCUGCUGUCUUUUGAAGUUAUCUUGCAGAAAUUUGUAUAGACACAUUCCACACUCACCCCCCCUUCCUGUACCCCACUCCACUUUCAAGACCCCCCCCCCCAAAUCAGCUCAUUUUCUGUCUUGAUUAACACUUGAUCAAUUUGGGAUUCACACUCAAGUGCUACUUUCCCCUUUAUCAAGCACUUAUUUUCCUUGUUUAAAGCAAACAGGUAAGGAUUCAGGAAUGCACCAAGGUAGCUGCUUUGCCUAUUUUGUGUGUUUGUAGUUAUUAAAAAACCCUUCUGUCCCUCAAAAGUUAUAUGAGUGUCAUGUACAGCUGUAAUUAUUUAUGUUGGUUGAUUGUGUUUUGUUGUUGACGGGUUUUUUUGGGGGGGGUGUGAUGGGUUGUUUUUUGUUUUUGAAAGCUGAUAUGAAAGGAUCUUAGUUAAUAUUAAGACUUUAAAAGCUCCUCCUGGAGACUGUUUACUUCAGGACUGUCUGACGCAGAGAAAGUGCUGUCACUGCCAUUACCAGGGUACUAAUCAGCAAAGUUUACAAUCAUAAUUUAGCUACAUGAAGAACAACAGCAGGGGAAAUCAGUUUAAAUAAUUAUAUGCUGUGUAUAGCACAGAAAUGAGAUUUUCACUUAAUUAAACAAGAAAUGGGGAGGCUGAGGGGGAGCAGUCAUUAAAGAGCAGCCGUUUUCACGUGUGAAUCCCAAGCAUUGUAAUUUCCUCCUUUAUCAUCCAUAUUGUAUCGAUUUGUUAAUUCAGUUAGACCCUAGUGCUUAGGAUGAUUUGUGUUCUUAUUUAUUUAGUUCUUUGGGUUUCAGAUAGCUCCCCCCCUUUUUUAGGAAACUUGAUAAUUUUGUAGCAUGACACACUUUGUAAGCCAUCUUCUGACUGUUACAGAGACUUUUCUACUACCUCUAUCAAUCUGUUUCUUUUCCUUAACAGGUUUUCUACAGUGUUGCAGUCUAAUGUACCUUAGACAAUAAAGGGUUCGAUUAUGAUCACUGCAGAUGGUGUAUCAGCUAUACCUUU